GCUGAGUAAAUAGUCAUGUCACACUGAGCUAAUGACAUCGUGCAGCCACAAAUUGCAGAAAAACAAGAGGCAAAACAUAAUUAAGUUGUUAAGGAGUUGACCGUCAGAACGACGUUACUGAGCAACGAGCACGUCUUUCGUCAAGACAGAAGCAAAAACGGUGUCAUUUUACCCAGGUUCUACGUGAUUGUAAGGUCUGAUUUACUCAUAUUUACGAUGACUGCAACACGGACAAUUGCCAUUUUACUUGUGAUCACCAUAGUGGCUGUGAACGCCAAACAACUGCCGCGUACACGCUCGAAAAGGGACUUUGUUGAGAUCCGAGGGCCCAUCCUUCAUGGACAUGUAAUCUCGACCCACAGCGUGGAUUCGCUGGCAGAAUGCGACGAAAUAUGCGUAAAUCAUCCAAGAUGCUUAUCUUACAAUUAUCAAUUUGCUACAAGAGCGCCAACACACUCUUGUGAGAUCAACGACGCUACCGGCACCAUGUGUCCUCAAGACAUGUUUAACACAAGAGGAUAUAGAUACUACGAGGACCAGAAUAUAACAUGCGCCAGGCAAUGUCCCACGCGAGAUGCCAGUACCGACUUCGAAUUUACUUACCCAAACAAAGUUAUUACCGACUACGUCAGAUUUGAUCUGUUGGAGUGUGCGCCACCGCUGACCGCUUUCACUGUCUGCCUCUGGAUGAGAACCGAUGACCAAUCAGACGACGGCACAAUCUUUAGUUACUCAACUCCAGACCAAGACAAUGACAUUUUAGUGACGGACUACUCAAAUUUGAAGAUCCUUAUUGGGGGUUCCAGGAUAACAUUUUACACAACCACCAACGAUGGAGGGUGGCAUCACAUAUGCACAACAUGGGAAAACACCGCUGGCGCGUGGGAGUUUUACAUUGACGGCCAGCUUUUUGACAGUGGUGAUGGUCUUUCGACAGGACGUGAGAUCGGAAGCGAUAGCAUUUUAAUCCUUGGUCAGGAUCAAGAUGACUAUGGGGAUGGUUUUGAGCAGGAGCAGAGCUUCAAUGGCGAGAUUUAUAAUGUAAACAUGUGGAACAGUGUUCUGCCGGCUGACGAAAUUUUGCAUAUGUCGACUGAUUGUGCUGAUGGUGUUGGCAACUAUCUGAGGUGGAAAGAUUUCGUGGAUGCAAAUGUCUAUGGCGAUGUGACCAAAACGUCUCCCGUCAGUUGUGUGCCCUGAACUGAGCAUGCGCCGUUGCUGCUUGACGUUGAGUUUUGAACUGAACAUUAAAUAAACCAUUCCAAUAAGGGUAUAGUUAGUAGGGAUUGUUUUAAAAGGGUGUAAUUUUGCUGUUAUGAGGGUUCUGUUAUAUAAAUGAGUUCUAUCACGUUCAAAAUAUUAAACGAGGAAGCAUAACCAAUUACUACAAAUCUAGAUACCACUCAUAACAAGGUGUUAAGACCUUGAAUAUUCUGGCAUUCAGUGUUUUUUUUUUUUUUU
Molecule: messenger RNA, 1461 nt
Organism: Orbicella faveolata
Lineage: Eukaryota; Metazoa; Cnidaria; Anthozoa; Scleractinia; Merulinidae
Source: RefSeq, a predicted model, not a curated record